GUGCUGAGAUUGGUGGUUCCGGCGGCCACGUGAUUCCACGCUGCACACGAGGUGCCUGGUGCUUCGACGACAGCUGCCGGUUUUUGGACAAUGACGCACGAGGUAGGCGGGAGAAGGAGGGUAGCUCUGCCAGUGGAUCCGUACGAGACUGGACGACUGUCUGGAAGCGGGAAUUGAGGAGUCUAGAUUGUACAACACGGAAGUCAACGAAAGAGCUAGCUAUGUCGUCGAAAACGCUGCACAACGAGCACAUCAAGAGGCCGAUGAACGCGUUCAUGGUGUGGUCCCGCGGACAGCGACGGAAAAUGGCACAGGAGAACCCGAAGAUGCACAACUCCGAGAUCUCGAAGAGGCUCGGCGCCGAGUGGAAGCUGCUCAGCGAGAGCGAGAAACGACCGUUCAUCGACGAGGCGAAACGGCUCAGAGCCCUCCACAUGAAGGAGCACCCGGACUACAAGUACCGUCCCCGCCGGAAGCCGAAGUCGUUGGUGAAGAAGGAGAACAAGUUCGGGUUCUCGAUAUCGCCGCUGAUGUCCUCAGGUGAGACCCUGAGCAACAUAUCGAGGGGUCUAUUGCCGCCGCUGGCGCCGCCCUCGCACCACACGCUGAUGAGCCACGAGGACCUGAAGAUCCCCCGGUUCUUCCCGCCGUUCCCGUAUCCCCUGUACCCGAUCCAGCACAAGCUCGGCGAGGAGUUCAACGGCGGCAAAUUGGCGGCGGAUCUGGCGUUCCAGGCCCUGUACGGUGGUAGCACGUUCUACUCGAGCCACCAGACGAUGUCCUGGCCCAGCCUGUCGACGGCGGCUUGCCUGCAGCCGAACUGCGGUUGCCCGAGUCCGCCGAAAGACCCGAAGCGGUCGUACCUGCCGACGAAAAUCGAAGAGAGACCGUUCCCGAGCCCGGGGAAGCCGGAAGAAGACAGCUUCCCGUCGGACAGAGACUCCAGCAGAGAGGACUCCCGAUACAGGAAGGCGGAGGAGGACAGUUUCUCGCCGUCCGUGGACAGGCAUCAGGAGGACAGGUCCCAGGACGACCGUUUCUCGUCGUCGUCCUCGUCCUCGCCGACCGAGCAGUCCGAGAAGAUCAGCCACACUGCCCCGCCGACUAGCCUGUCCACGUCGACCAAGGUCGAGAACUCGUUCUCCGUUCAGAACCUGACGUCCUCCAGCUCGAACUUGGGCGCGCACCGCGGCCAUGUCAUAUGAAGGCCGCUCCCGGUUCUCCCGGACUUCAACUUCCGGGGGAACCUGGUACCACCUGGAUGGCCGACCACAGACUGGUGGAGGGUGCCGCCGAUGCUCUCGCCGAUCCCCCAAGCCACCGUCACGAACCUCACCGCGCCGAAAGAGGACGAGGUCCAGUUCCAGGACGGACAGCAGAGGAGCUCCGUGAUGGCCAGAUCGAGGACUAUCCACAUCGCCAAUGUACAGUGAUUCCUGACGGCGGGGAGAACAGACGGAGGGGAUGAUCGUGGAGGGACAUCGACUGCAACCGAUAGCGAGUGCAAUGAAUGUGGAAGCAACGGAACCGCGUCGGAGGGACCCGAGGAGAUCUCUUGUGUUUUGUGAUAGCGUGGUAGCAAACGCCUCUGACACGAACAGUUCGCUGUCGCAAGGAAUCGACGAUGAAGUGUUUGGACGCAACGGGGGACGGUCGAGUGCAAAGACCAGGGUCUGGACACCUUCUAAGAACCUGUUGCGUUGUGUGAUAAUUCGAACGCCGUCUUUUCUACGAUGAGCACACGACGAGCCCCCGAUGUCCGGGGCGCCGUGGUCCGUUAGCCGUUCGUCCGCAGGAAGUCGCGGUUUUCCGGGCGGAACGCGUUCUACCCCUUUCGUCGGCUCGAGGCAAAGGGGGGGCUCGAGCGAAAAAGGGGGCCGUGGGUAGGGGUCCGCGUUGCAUUCGCAAAGAAUUCGUUAUGCGAGCGGUCGGCGUCGCCGCCGGUGGGACAGGAAAGCCGAAUCGAUAACUCGCCACGGCCGAAAUCCCACAAAGAGAGAGGCGAAAGGGUCUUUUCUGGUAAAGCGUGUACACAGAGGCGGCGCAGGAUGCCAGAAGAGUCCAAUUUUGAUGAGAUAACCAACCCUCUCGUGGCACAUAUUACCGCACACGCGAGCCAAAGCGGGAGAGGACCGACGGCGCGAGCACCCACCCACACGGGAGAGGACACGUACAGACGGGCGCACAUAGACGGCCGCGCGCACAUGCACGGGGAUAGAAAGAGCGGGCUCGUAACGCGGGAGGAGAAAAAAAACCUCUUCGGGAGCGGAGGCAAAUCUCUUCUUUGGGACGCGGCCAUGCGAAAUAAGCCAAACAUUCUGAAUGCUAACGUAGAUGCGACAGCGGACCUGUGUACGCGUUCCAAACCACCCCCUCGCGGCCGGCCCCGCGCGCGAGAUGAUUUCAUUGCGUCGCGGUGGCCAGCGUUGCGCAUCGAUACUGCAACUCGCCAAUAUUUUCUCUUUCUUUGGUGCAGCCCCUACUCGGCCGCAAAGUUCCCCUCGUUUCUCUUCGCGCCGUUUCUCUCCGCCUGUAAUUGCUUGCGCGAUCGCGGGGGAUCCGCUCGCGCGACGUUCGCGUUGCGGAGGAACGCUCGCGAUAUUUCGCUGUUGUUGCGUUAUCUCGGUGCGCUUUAACCAUCGGAUGGCGGGUCCAUUUUAACCCAGAGUUAAAAAGAUUCCGUCUGAACGCUGAUUUUGUGGCAGUCGUUUGUAAUUAUCGACUGUUAAUAUUGAGUCGAAUAAAAGGGUCAACUUUGGCCUUCGAUGAAACAGGUUUAAAAAUAUACAAAUGAAUAGAAGAUUUGAAUGGACCCAGCCACCAUAACUACUCAAAAAUGUCCGCCGUCCAAGGGAUAAGCUAGAAACAUACUAAUCUCGCGUUCAACGUGAAAUCGUGCGACACUCGAAGACUGUGAGUCGGCUUAUUUCCGUCGGAUUGUUGCGAAAGUAAUUUCGAUCUUUUUUUUAAGCUAUCUAUUUGAAAAAUCGAAAUUAUUUUUGCAACAAUCCAAUAUUAUUUCAAAUCUGUUGAAAACAGAUCGGUAUCACCACACGCUGAUCGUAUAUUGUCACGCGUGGACGGAUUUCAUUGCUAUGAUUUCACGCGAUUUCACAUCAUGUGACGUUAGUAUGUUUCUACACUUAAAGCCCUGCACUAAGAUUUCGUUCACAACCUCGGCGAUUUGCAUCUCACUUAACCCUUUGCACUCGAAGCCGAUUUAACUUUAAAUGUAAAACAGUUAAAUUUAUGUGACUUACGGAAAUAUAAAUGUAUCAUAUUUAUAUUAAAUUUUAUAUGACUUACGGGAGAACUGAUGCACACCGAAUUUGAUGAAACUCUGCACACGCGGUUAACAGCUUAACUAGUUGCCAAAAUUGAUCCUUCUUGUAAUAUAUUCGGACUAAAUGAAUUUUUCUAAAAUGCAAAAGAGUUAAAAUACCAGCCGUUAUGAUCAAUUUUUCAUGGCUAAAUUGUUAAAUAGAUCUUUUGAACACUCGAGCAAAUUUUCAUCAAAAUCGACGCCUCCUCGCGCCAAAAUCACGCGAGUUAUGCAUGUGAAUUUGUAUCUUUUAGGCAACAAUUACACUCUGAACAGUUUUUCGAAUAUAAACGUUGAUAAUAUAAAAGUUAUUUUGUCGAGUCACCACUCGAGUGCAAAGGGUUGAUAAUUUCUCUGAUGGAAAGAGACAAAUGUUGUAUCUUAUGAGUUUUUUAUUUUCAUUUCGAGACUUCGAUAACAGAAGAAUCUGUUUCGCUUUGGAAGAAAUGAAAAAUAUCUUCGUCGCGAGUCUCAUUCGUUGUUACAGCACAAGGGAUUAAGAAUUUCUUUAUCUUGAUGGGAAAUAUCGAUUUUUAGGCAUUCUGUUUUGAGACGGGAAGGUGCGAUUUGUUUGGAACUCUGUUUCGAUGUUUGCAGGCAUUUGUUGAAGUUACUUUGGCAAUAAUUUCGAGAACAUCGCGGAUUCUAACUCGAGAUUUUAUAGAGAAGUUUCUCCGAAGUUAGAUGCUGGAAGAUUCUGCGAAGGGAGAUCGAUCGUUUUCACCAAGGAAGAGAAACUCCUCCUUGAUUGUUUUCUUUUUCUCUUAGACCAUGGACAUUUGUUCUAUGUUGAGUUGUUAUAAGUUUCGUCGUGUAAAUAAUUGUUGAGACUCAGGACGGUGGUUUCUGUGAGAAAGUUCGUCCUAACGAAACGAACAAAGGGGUAAAGUGCCAUAUCGUUCGCGUCUCGUUUCACGUUUGCGUCUAAAUUCUGUGAUCGCUGAGCGAACCGAUCGACGUGUGUUCAAGUAUAAAAUACUUUACGCUCUAAUUCUGUAAAAUUUAUUUAACACGCGUGAGUCUUUUCACGGAAGUGUCGACCGUUUUGUAAGCAACCGCCCCGACAGAAGCUAUCCCUCGUUGACGCGGAAUAAACAACGGCGACAGGGCUCGCGCGAAAGCCGCGUAGCCCUUCCCGGAUCUCCAGGAAAAUAUGGUGUGUAAUUAAUUGAAAGGUAUGCAAUUAAUGCGACAGUCUAUAAUCACGGUCGAACAGGGACACCGGGUCCGGGCGCGAAUAAUCGGCCGAUAGGAAUAAAACCGUUCAAUCUCGCGCAAAUUGUUUGCAUUCUACCGGCGAAUUGUUGAAUUCGUUAUGAACCGGCCGGGCAUUGUCGCAGUUUUAUCGGAGUCGAUUUUUCCGCGAUCGACGCGCACACCUGUCCGCGUUUCCGAAAUGUUGCGCGACGGCUACGUGUGUCGAUCCCCCGCAUUUUCACCGAAAAUUCGACACCGACGACACAAAAACCGACGCGUGCUGUCAGCAGACCAGAAUGGAGACUAAUUUCCCGCGGACACUUUCGUCCAUAGAAAGAGAGAGAUACAGAGUGAGAAAGAGAGAGAGAGAGUGAGAGAGAGAGGAAGAGAGAGAAAAAUGUAUACUAAAUCGUAACGAUCGUAGGAAAUCGGCGCGCGUCCCGUGACACGUUGCGCGAUCAUGCCAACGGGAAACGCACGCGUUAAGCUAUAAUGUAAAGCGUAUCUAUAAAGGAUAGAUAAACACAUAUCCUCCCAGUUAUUCACGUAAGUUCCUCGGCCAUCGUUCGUGUUGCCGUAAUGAACGAAAACGAAGAUAGUAGAGACCGUAUAAUCCGUCGAGUUUCACAUUUUACUCGGAAACGCGGCUGCGUUCCCGCCAACCCCCUCUCACCGACACGUCACGCACGUAAUUAUUGUUAAUUAUUGCUGUAAUAUAACGCGACGUUUGUAAAUAAAUUGAAACUUAAUCGACAA
Messenger RNA from Megalopta genalis, 5275 nucleotides. RefSeq lists its product as uncharacterized. Gene Ontology annotation, cellular component: nucleus. The record is from RefSeq and is a predicted model, not a curated record. Gene Ontology annotation, molecular function: RNA polymerase II cis-regulatory region sequence-specific DNA binding; DNA-binding transcription activator activity, RNA polymerase II-specific. Gene Ontology annotation, biological process: positive regulation of transcription by RNA polymerase II; negative regulation of transcription by RNA polymerase II; brain development. Lineage: Eukaryota; Metazoa; Arthropoda; Insecta; Hymenoptera; Halictidae.